AUGUCUGAACUCGUACCUCUUGCCCAUAUUGAAGGCAAGUUGAGUGGCAAAUAUUUAGUCCAAGCAUACCUUCGUACGUUAGCGGCGAAUCUGAAAUGUCUGGAAUCUGAAUUGUGGGUAGAUCCAAAACAAGGAGCCUUGGUGCGUGGACUGCCUGGUCCGACCACAUUGGACAAACUAUUCCGCUUCUUUCUUCCAUUUGGCGUCAAGACACCUUUGUCCAGUGUCGAAUUUCUUCAAGAUAAUGCUGCUCUCUGGCGCUACCUCUCAAAACUGCCAUUGGAAAAGGACCUCGAUCAAGCCGUUAUCCACGCGUUCAAUUGGAGUGCUGAUCGCCGUCUUCCAAAUCCAACGAAUGUUAAGCCUAAUCGACCAGUUGUCGUUUCCGGCUUGACAUAUUCAAAAAUUGCAAUUGGUUUUACAUACUGGGAGAGUCCUGUUGUAGGAUGGCUGGAGCCCGAAGUAGUGAUGAAUGACGGAAGAACCAGAGUUAAACUUGCAGAAUAUACAUUCGGUACACAUUUGCGGUUGGACUAUAACUGGCAUCACCCCCAAAACGAGUGGCUGUCGCAGGCGUCAAGUGUUUUUUAUCAACUCGGGAUCUCAUUAGACGGCGAUCUUUCGCAUAUUGAGCUCAUCACACCACGCAUUUCUUUGGAAGGACAACUGGAGAGGUCCGAAGUUCAUCUCCAGCGACGCUGGGAGGUUCGGCCCAUCUACCUCUUCAUGCACCCUCUAGUACUCGACAGUGACCUCAUCGAUCAUUACUGGUCUCUUGAUGCAACUGGAGGAACGCGCAUAUCGGAGGAAACGUGCAAUGAACUCGGCCUUCCCUUCAAGCUUAGGGUGGUAUGUUGGACAGUCGAGCGAUUCCCGUGGUACACCGAGACAUACAAAGACAUCGAGCGAUGGCAAGUUGAUAGAGGGUUUGACCCGAAGACGACAGACUUCGCUCGUUACCUUGGAUACCCCGUCUUUGAAGUCGUACAACCAGAUUCAAGCCGCUUUGAAGAACACAAAGAAGAUGCUUAA
This is a messenger RNA of Marasmius oreades (fairy-ring Marasmius), 1032 nucleotides long. RefSeq lists its product as uncharacterized. NCBI's taxonomy places the organism in Eukaryota, Fungi, Basidiomycota, Agaricomycetes, Agaricales, Marasmiaceae. The transcript is spliced from 6 exons. The record is from RefSeq and is a predicted model, not a curated record. Bases 1 to 1032 code for a protein of 343 amino acids.